AUGACAGAAGAGGUGGACCCCGUUCACUUCUUCGACCUCUUCUCCGAUCAAAAAGGUGCCUCAAAAUCAUGGUCUCAUAACACUUUAAAGACCCGAGCAGUGCUCAACUUCAAAAAGGUCCCCUACACGCAAAGCUGGCACUCCUACCCAGACAUCGCAGCCCUCAUGACCAGUCUAGAUGUGCCACCCCAUAAGGAAGGCAGAUCAUACACAUUACCAGCAAUAACGCACAGGUCAUUAAUAGCCACAAGCCCCAGUGGAGCAAUGAUGGACUCACUCCCGAUCGCCCUGCACCUCGACAAACUAUAUCCGUCUCCACCACUUUUCCCAUCCGGCGACACGAGCUACGCAUUAUUCCUCGCUGUAUUGAAUAUCAUGGCACUCCUGGAGCCUGGAUUCAGACCCUUCAUUAUCCCGCGUGUGCCAAAUCAUCUGGAUCCACGAGGGCAGAAGUAUUUCCAUGAGACAAGGUCCAAGGCUCUGGGGAAGCCGUUGCCAGAGGUGAGGCCUACAGAUGAGGAAACCAUUCAUAAACUGUGGAAGUUGGUUGAGACUGAGUCUGCGGUUAUUGUGAAGAUGUUGAAGGGGAGAGAAGGGAAGAAGGGUCCUUUUUUUGAGGGUGAGAAUGCUGGGUAUGCGGAUUUGGUGUAUGCUUGUCAACUUGCGUUUAUACAGCGGUUUGAUAAGGAUCUUUUUGAGAGAUUUAUGGGGUUAGGGGAUGGUGUAAUGAAGGCAUUAUAUGAGGCUUGUUUACCCUGGUUGGAAGGUCAGGGUAAGGAUAAGGAGUGGCCUGUUUCAUCGACUGCCGAGUCUCAAGUAUAA
Molecule: messenger RNA, 822 nt
Organism: Penicillium pulvis
Lineage: Eukaryota; Fungi; Ascomycota; Eurotiomycetes; Eurotiales; Aspergillaceae
Product: glutathione S-transferase family protein
Exons: 2
Coding region: 1-822 (273 amino acids)
Source: RefSeq, a predicted model, not a curated record